Molecule: messenger RNA, 1917 nt
Organism: Cladocopium goreaui
Lineage: Eukaryota; Dinophyceae; Suessiales; Symbiodiniaceae
Source: the annotation of a GenBank genome assembly
AUGAAGGCAGAGGAUGUGGUGGGCACCGCAGCAAGGGACAGGUACAAGCUGAACAACUUCCGAGUGCCCAUUGAAGAUGCCGAGGUGCCGCCUGUCACAGAUGCAGCCUUCGAAAAUGUGCUCAUCCCCGGAUACAGUAGCCAACUCUUCGACGCAUGUUAUGCCUUCAUUUUUGCCAUCAACGCGUUGCUGAACAGCGGAACUGAUCUGCAGAACAUCAAGGAAGAGCUCUUGCUAAACCAGUUGAAGCAGAGCCAUUUGGGAAGCAACUUCGAGGGGAUUUCAGGACUGGUGAGUUUCGAUGAAAACGGUGACCGCUUGGCUGCCUAUGAAUUGCUGAAUUAUCGACCUACGGGAUGGACUGUGAUCGGGAGUUUCAGCGCAAAUACAGGGGAUCUGACUGUGGACACCACGCCUUACUGGCAGUUUGGUGUGUCGUCAUCGAUGCCGCCUUCGGAGACAACAAAUUGCGCUGCAGGCUACUACAAGGACGUGCUCUCCCAGCUGUGCCUCUCAUGUCCUCGGGGUUUUUCCUGCAGUGAUGGCGUGCCGCAGCAAUGCUCCCGAGGACAUUUCUCCGACCGCAGCGGUGCCGCUUUCUGCCGGCCCUGCGCCAACGGCACCUUUGCGGCGGAAAUGGGUUCGACGAAGUGCAUCAGCUGUCCGCCAGGGCCACCCGACUGGUUCUACGGCGCAACGGAAGGGCUCGAGGCAUGCGAGAAGUGUCCGAAAGGACAGUAUAUGCCGUCCUAUGGAGCCCUGAGCUGCAUCAGCUGUGGCAUGGACAUGGAGACCGAGGAGAGGGGGGCACAAGCCGUGGCCGAGUGUCGUUGUGCCGAAGGCACCUUCCUCUGCAACGGCACCGGCGGCGUCUCGGGCUGCGUUUCGUGCCCCAGGGGCCUCUGCUGUUCUGCUGGGCUGGAGCUGCCCCAGCAGAAACCCGGGCGCUGGACACCCAGACGUUCCACGGAGGUUGGUUGCGGCUUCGAGGUGCUGCAGUGUCGCAACAGCCUGGAAUGCCCAGGAUUGGUGCUGGGCAGCUGUGCUGAGGGGCGGCAGGGCGUGGCAUGUAACAACUGCAAGGAGAACUACUUUCCCGAGGAUGAUGGCACCUGCACCCGUUGUGGCCCCGUGGAUUAUUUGCCAGCCCUUCUAUGCAUCGUGGGCAGCUUGAUCAUGGUGACCCUGCUAGUGAAUUGCAUCAAGUUGGAUUUGAACCAGCAGAGCUUGAACAUGCUGACCGUGGCCGCGGUAGGUGGUCAAAUGGUUAUGGCACUUCAAACCUUGGGCUCUGUCAGGCAACUGUCCAUUGAGUGGGUGCAUCCCGUGCGCUACUUGAUCGAGUUCACCAAAAUUCUGACCUUCGAUUUGGACCUGAUCAAAAUCAGUUGCCUCUUUGGCAGAGACAGUCCCACCUUGGUCUUUGUGGGGCAACUGCUGGUGUGUCCAUUGGGUAUUGCCUUCUUCAUCGUUUGCUGGUUGAUCUCCAACUGCCGCGGUCGCAGCUUGUCGCUGGAUGCCAUCUUGAACCUCAGUGGCAUCCUGAUCUUCGCGCUCUUCAUCUCCAUUAGUCUCGUGGUGUUGGACCCCUUGCGCUGUGCCAAGAAUCCCGACGGCUCCAGGUCGAUGGUGUCGAAUCCGGGCAUUUUGUGCUUUGACUCAGACGAGCAUACGGGCCUCGUAAUCCUCGCCAUCCUGGGCAUUUUGGCGUAUCCUGUGGCGAUCCUGACAUGGGCCACCUACACCACCUUGCGCUACCCUGCGCGUGUGGCGAGUGGCCGGGGGUUACAGCUCGUCCAUCGCCAUCGUUUCCUAUUCCAAAGGUUCAAGACAGAGCGGUAUUACUAUGGAUGCUCGGCGGUUUGGUUUAUAACUACAGCUAUGCUUUAUGGUAUAGAAACCACUAUGGUUAUCUAA